AUGAAAGCAGUUCAAGCGCGCUUGCUGAAGGAAAAGAUGUGGACAGCCUGGAAGGAAUUCACCAAUUGGGAAUUAGCCAUUAAACACGCAGACGAGCUGAACGCCGUCAUCAAAAAUCAAAAAGGCGUUAUCAAAGGUCAAAAGAAGGAGAUUGAGGCGUUGAAAGAGGUACUCGAUGAACUUGGAAUUUCUGUUGUGAUUCAGUUACAACUGUGGCUUCACCGGUCUGAAACUUAUAAGCUUUAUACUUUUUACAAGGUACUAUUAUAGUUUCAAUUAAAUUUUUGUUAGUACCUCAACAUCCUGCAGCUGAUCAAAAUACCCUUUCCCAAUCACCCCCGCACCAUACAGACCGUCGCCAUGCUCGAGCGUGCACAGGCAGAUGCCAAAGAAAUGCUCCAAGUACAGGAGAAGAUGAAGCAAGAAAUUGCGCAGUUGCAUAUCCAGAUAGAGGAGAUGAACGCUGACUAUGAAGAACUUCAAGCCGAAGCCGAAGCAGUACGAAAGGAGUAUGACGCGUAUAGGAAGGAGAUCGAAAAAGAGAAAGCUGAUACGACGGAUUACAAUUAUGGCUUGGGAUUUUUUUGGUUGCAAUGAUGGUUCGUUUUUCUUUCUCUUUCUUCUAGCAUCUCCACUAUUAUCGGUUCAGAACAGAUCACGAUUCUUUUAUCUAUAACUAUUUAAUAAACUCACUUUGACCACUCGUUAGGCUAUUACUUCCACUUCCAUAACCAGAGGGACUCUAAGUCCGAGGCCUCUCGCAACGUUUCGCCAAGCUCUUCCAGAAAGAACAGCAGGAACGUAUUAAGUUUCAGACGAAGCUUCACAUCCUGGCCACACCAGAGGAGAUGGAGCAGCUGAUCAAGCAAGAUGAGUACGAAGCCAUUGUGGCACGGUUAGAGGAGUAUGAUAGGAUGUUCGAGUACCUACGUGCUGAAAUGGCAAAUGCAGAAAACUACAAGACGCAAAUACAUGAGUUGAAACUGGUAAUUUUUGCUAGAACAAGGAUUUGUAUUCUAUGUAUUAAGUACUUAGUUAGAACGAAGAAUUUGCAUUCUAUUAUUAUUACUGGUAUUAAGAUUCUAUGAGUUGAAACUGGUAUUAAGGAAGAUUUGUAUUCUAUUAUAAGUACUUAGUGAUGUUGCAGCUGCGUUUUUCACGAAACUAGACCAAGAACUAUAAGAUGAAAUAUAGGCUAUUUUUGUCUUUUUUCACCUCCUAGAACAAGGAUUUUUCAUCUAUUACAGUGCUGUGCUUUUUUCCCGAAAUUACAAAAAUAGGCUAUUUUGACCCUUUUUCACCUUCUUCACUCCACAUCUCCACAAAUAGGCUUUUUUGACCCUUUUUCACCUUCUUCACUCCACAUCUCCACCAGAUCCUGAAAGACGCGAACAUUUUGAUCCUUUUUCACCUUCACUCCACAUCUCCACCAGAUCCUGAAAGACGCCAACAAGCAGAUGUCGAAGAUGGCUGACAUCAAGAAGAAGAACCAGCAACUAG
This is a messenger RNA of Amoebophrya sp. A25, 1500 nucleotides long. Lineage: Eukaryota; Dinophyceae; Syndiniales; Amoebophryaceae. The record is from the annotation of a GenBank genome assembly.